Messenger RNA from Nylanderia fulva, 591 nucleotides. RefSeq lists its product as uncharacterized. The record is from RefSeq and is a predicted model, not a curated record. NCBI's taxonomy places the organism in Eukaryota, Metazoa, Arthropoda, Insecta, Hymenoptera, Formicidae.
CAAAUCGAAGAGAAAAUUCAAGUCGUGGUCCACCGAAGCGUUGCUCCAAUCGUCGAAGAAGAAAACUUGCAUCACACAAGAUAGCCGGUAUAUGACGACACCCGGUAUAUGACGUAUGCAUCCUCCUGCGAAAGGAAGAUACUCGUUUCCGGCGCGAUACUAGCGAGAAACCAUCGAUUACGAGCGUUUUCUCUGGGACCGACGACCGCCGUACGCGGCAUCCUGAGGGCGACUGGACGAGCGGAUUUGCGGACCGUCACCGCUCGGGUACGAGGCAUGAGAAAAAGGGAGAGAGUGAGGGACAGAAAACGGGCGCACACACGUGGUGUGUCCAUGGGCGCAGCCCAGGAAUUUUAUGGGACCCUAGUUGUAAGGGGACCAGCUGGAAAUUUCCUUCAACUCUGUGUGAAUCGCCGACCGUAUAAAUCGCAACGAGAAAAAGGGAAUAAUGUUACAAAAGAAGUUCAAUUUGACCAUUUAUUUAUUUAAGAGAGCUUUACGCGGUGGAAAAAAACCAAGUAUCUUAUAUUAAAUAUUUAAUGUGGCAAAUUUGUGUAAAUUACAUGAAAAUAUGAAUAUUUAUUUUUUUUU